Molecule: messenger RNA, 5471 nt
Organism: Nycticebus coucang (slow loris)
Lineage: Eukaryota; Metazoa; Chordata; Mammalia; Primates; Lorisidae
Gene: RIPOR2
Product: RHO family interacting cell polarization regulator 2
Exons: 22
Coding region: 307-3345 (1012 amino acids)
Source: RefSeq, a predicted model, not a curated record
GCUCCCUGCGCGCUCUGCUACCUUUGCGCGCGCCAGUCCCGCAACUUCACCCGCGAGCCGUUGCUGCUGUGAGCCGAAGCAGGAGCGCAGCCGGCGCUGGGGACAACGCGCGGACCUGCCUCCUGCACCCCUUUGCCCCUUCACGCAAGUGACCGAGCUCUGGCUGUCCGCAGAGCCAGUGGUGCGGGCAGCCCGGGGCACUGAUUGCAUUGGUACAGAGGCUUUCCAUGCCAGAGAACCCUGAGUGUCCCCUGACAUGACAAAGAGCCUUCGUCUUUAGGACUGCCAACGAGACUCCCAGAAAUCAUGUUGGUAGGAUCCCAGUCUUUUUCACCUGGAGGGCCCAAUGGGAUCAUUAGAAGCCAGUCCUUUGCAGGUUUCAGCGGCCUUCAGGAAAGGCGAUCAAGGUGUAACUCCUUCAUUGAAAAUUCCUCUGCUCUCAAGAAGCCUCAGGCCAAACUGAAGAAAAUGCAUAAUUUAGGUCACAAAAACAGCAACCCUCCCAAAGAGCCUCAGCCUAAAAGGGUGGAAGAAGUCUACAGGGCCUUGAAAAAUGGACUUGAUGAAUAUCUGGAAGUUCACCAGACGGAGCUGGACAAGUUGACAGCUCAGUUAAAAGAUAUGAAAAGAAACUCUCGCCUGGGUGUGCUGUAUGAACUAGACAAGCAAAUUAAAACAAUUGAAAGAUACAUGAGACGCCUGGAGUUUCACAUUAGUAAGGUAGAUGAACUCUAUGAAGCUUAUUGUAUCCAACGACGCCUCCAAGAUGGUGCCAGCAAGAUGAAGCAAGCCUUUGCAACUUCCCCUGCCAGCAAAGCUGCCCGGGAGAGUCUGUCAGAGAUCAACAGGAGCUUCAAAGAGUACACAGAGAAUAUGUGCACCAUUGAAGCAGAGCUAGAGAGUCUGCUGGGGGAAUUCUCCAUCAAGAUGAAAGGUCUGGCUGGCUUUGCUCGCCUCUGUCCUGGAGAUCAGUAUGAGAUUUUCAUGAAGUAUGGCCGGCAGAGGUGGAAACUGAAAGGCAAGAUAGAAGUAAAUGGCAAGCAGAGCUGGGACGGAGAAGAAACAGUUUUCCUGCCCCUAAUAGUUGGGUUCAUUUCCAUCAAGGUCACGGAGCUCAAAGGGCUAGCAACACACAUCCUGGUAGGCAGCGUCACCUGCGAGACCAAAGAGCUAUUUGCAGCCCGACCUCAGGUGGUGGCUGUUGACAUCAAUGACCUUGGCACCAUCAAACUGAACUUGGAGAUCACCUGGUAUCCGUUUGAUGUGGAGGACACGACCCCAUCCUCAGGCGCUGGGAACAAGGCUGCAGCCCUGCAAAGGAGAAUGUCCAUGUACAGCCAGGGGACCCCGGAGACUCCCACCUUCAAAGACCACUCCUUCUUUUCAAAUCUGCCUGAUGACAUCUUCGAAGAUGGAAAGGCAGCUGAAGAGAAAAUGCCACUCUCUCUCAGCUUCAGCGACCUGCCCAAUGGGGACUGCACCCUCAUCUCCAACUCAACCAAUCCAGAAAUUACCAUCACCCCUGCAGAGCUUCACCACAGCAGCCUGUCCUCCCAGAAUGAGGGCAGGGAUGAUACCAGCUUGCCCUCUUCCAGGAACUCCUUGGGAGAAGGCCAGGAGCCAAAGUCACACCUGCAGGAGGAAGACCGGGAAGAGCCUGGGCAACGGGCCUCGGCCACUUCUGAGCCUUGCCGCCGGCAGUCUGCAGGCCCUGGGGCUGACCACCUGUUCCUUGAGAAAGAUGUAGCGGAGGCACUUCUGCGAGAGUCUGAGGAGGCCUCUGAACUCAAGCCCGUGGAACUGGACACUUUUGAGGGAAACAUCACGAAGCAGCUGGUCAAGAGGCUCACCUCGGCAGAGGUGCCAGUGGCCACAGAGAGGCUGCUCUUUGAGGGCUCUGUCAGUGGAGAGUCUGAAGGCUGUAGAUCCUUUCUAGAUGGAAGCUUAGAAGAUGCCUUUAAUGGGCUUUUCCUCGCAUUAGAACCACAUAAAGAGCAAUAUAAAGAGUUUCAGGAUCUGAACCAAGAAGUCAUGCAUUUGGAUGAUAUUCUAAAAUGCAAGCCGGCGGUCAGCCACAGCAGGUCUUCCAGCUUAAGUCUGACAGUUGAAAGUGCUUUAGAAAGCUUUGACUUCCUGAACACUUCUGAUUUUGACGAGGAGGAAGAGGAUGGUGAUGAGGUUUGUAAUGUUGGCGGAGGUGCUGACUCAGUAUUUUCAGACACUGAGACUGAGAAAAAUAGUUACAGGUCAGUUCACCCAGAAGCCAGGGGGCACCUUAGUGAAGCGCUGACUGAAGACACGGGAGUUGGGACCAGUGUGGCAGGAAGCCCCCUCCCACUGACCACAGGAAAUGAGAGCCUGGACAUCACCAUUGUCAGGCACCUGCAGUACUGUACCCAGCUUGUUCAGCAAAUUGUUUUCUCAAGCAAAACCCCAUUUGUGGCGAGAAAUCUCUUAGAGAAACUUUCUAGGCAGAUCCAAGUGAUGGAGAAACUUGCAGCUGUCAGUGAUGAGAACAUAGGGAGUAUCAGUUCUGUCGUGGAAGCCAUACCAGAGUUUCACAAAAAGUUGUCUUUGCUGUCGUUCUGGACCAAGUGCUGCAGCCCAGCUGGUGUCUACCACAGCUCAGCAGACAGGGUCAUUAAGCAGCUGGAGACCAGCUUCGCCAGAACUGUCAACAAAGAAUACCCAGGACUUGCAGACCCAGUGUUUAGAACCCUGGUGUCCCAGAUCCUGGACCGGGCCGAGCCUCUGCUUUCCUCCAGCCUAUCUUCAGAAGUCGUCACCAUUUUUCAGUAUUACAGUUAUUUUACCAGUCACGGUGUGAGUGACCUAGAGAGUUACCUGAGCCAGCUGGCCAGGCAAGUUUCCAUGGUUCAGACUCUGCAAUCAUUAAGAGAUGAAAAACUCCUACAGACCAUGAGUGACCUUGCUCCUAGCAACCUCCCCGCCCAGCAGGAAGUACUCAGGACUUUGGCUCUGCUAUUAACCAGAGAUGACAAUGAAGUUAGUGAGGCUGUGACACUUUACUUGGCAGCAGCCUCCAAAAAUGAGCAUUUCAGGGAAAAGGCCUUGCUCUAUUACUGCGAAGCGCUAACCAAGACAAACCUCCAGCUCCAGAAGGCAGCUUGCCUGGCCCUGAAAACCCUUGAGGCUACUGAAAGCAUUAAAAUGCUGGUGACGUUGUGUCAGUCUGAUACUGAAGAAAUCAGAACUGUGGCCUCAGAAACCCUCCUGUCUCUUGGAGAAGAUGGGCGGCUGGCAUAUGAACAGUUGGACAAAUUCCCUCGAGACUGUGUCAAAGUCGGAGGUCGUCAUGGAGCUGAAGUUGCCACAGCCUUUUAAUUACAAGUUAACUCUGCCUAACAGCUGUCUUAAUUUCUGGCCCUUUUCAUCAAAAUGGUGCUGUGAUUUAGCUGGGAAGUGUUUAGAACUUGAAGAGUUCUGUUGAGGUUAUCUGGGAAUUUAACAUAUUAUAGAAAGAAUUCAAAUUCCAGUUUCACAGUAUCUAACUACUUUUCCUUUGGCCAAUAGAAUAGGGCUAACUCAAUAGAUAUGUCAUUCAUUGUGUCUGAUCUAUCUUAAUAUGUGUGAACUUUAAAAGUAGCUAUCUUUGUAUUUUUUUGGAAGUUGUUCUAAAAGCUUGAAAUAGUUAUGAGAUACUUUAAUAAAUAUCAUGCCUUGCAGCUUUUCCUCUGUCGUGUUCUCAGGGUUUAGUGGUCCCUUUAGCUCCCUAAUUUUACUUUCAAUACAAAGCACAAAAAAGAAUUUCUACAACUAACAGUUUGCCUGUAGAACCUGGCAAAAUGAUCCAUUGUAAGAAUUUAAUUAUUUUAUUUUUUAACCUUUCAUCAUUUCUUUUGUUUUUUUUCCUCCAUCCUGAAAAUUCUAAGAUCAUGUUUCUAUUAUGGUAAAAAGGCAGAACUACCUUAUUAAGAUUAUACUCAUAGUCCUAAAAAAAAAAAAAACCUCAAAGCUUAAGCUUUUUUUUUUUUCCAAAUUAAUGAGAGCCUUUUUUUUUUUUUGAGACAGAGCCUCAAGCUGUUGCCCUGGUUAGAGUGCUGUGAUAUCACAGCUCACAGCAACCUCCAACUCCUGGGCUAAGUGAUUCUCCUGCCUCAGCCUCCCAAGUGGCUGGAACUACAGGCGCCCACCACAAUGCUGGGCUAUUUUUUGGUUGCAGCCAUCAUUGUUGUUUGGCAGGCCUAGGCUGGAUUCGAACCUGCCAGCUCUGGUGUAUGUGGCUGAUGCCUUAGCUGUUUGAGCUACAGGCACCGAGCUGAGAGACAUUUUUUUUUUUUUUUUUGUAGAGACAGAGUCUCACUUUAUGGCCCUCAGGUAGAGUGCCGUGGCCUCACACAGCUCACAGCAACCUCCAACUCCUGGGCUUAAGCGAUUCUCUUGCCUCAGCCUCCUGAGUAGCUGGGACUACAGGCGCCCGCCACAACGCCUGGCUAUUUUUUGGUUGCAGUUUGGCUGGCCGGAUUUGAACCCGCCACUCUCGGUAUAUGGGGCCGGUGCCUUACUGACUGAGCCACAGGCGCCGCCCCUGAGAGACAUUUUUUAUGAUACUCUUAUCAUACAGGUAUUUUGCUGCUAAGACAAACACAAACCAAAAGUGUGGAUUAACAAAGCUGCGAUGCUCUUUGAGGUAGAAGGAAGUUGGAGGAAUGCUAAUGAGACAGGAGAAAUCCUUCUGUAAAAAUGACCACGGGAUUAGGAAGAAGAAGGAUGGUCUGAGAGAUAGUUACCACCACAGAUAAACCAUAAACCAGGAGAUUUCCUGGCCAAACAGUUAAAAUAACAGCUUUCAUUAUUGCUUCAGUAUCAGAGUCGCAAGUUCAUUAAACAAAGUACAAAAUCAUUCAUUAGCUCUCAUUAAAUUUUCUUUCUCUAAAGAAUACACAAAGUGGGGUAUGCCAAGGUAUCAAAAUAAUAUGUGAGUGUAAUUUAAAUUGUGGAAUAUCAGAAUAUUAACUGUACUUCAGACACGUUUGUAUCAAAUAUCAUUUAGAUGUUGUUUUAAAUAUUUACAUUUUAGCAAGACUUUUAAAAAGGACUCAUUUUAUUUUAAAGUGAAAAUUGUUUGUCAAGCUUCUGGCAAAUAGUUCUUUCAACUGUGAAGUUACGAUGUACAUAUUUGUAUAUUUAUAAAUAUUAUAUAUAUGCAUAUAUCCAUUUUAAAGUCACAAUGUACAGUCUAUAGGUAGUAUGUAUAGCCUAUAGUCUAUGUUAAAUGGUUGAAAUGGUUCUCUUUAUAGAAAGGUAAAUCACAGAUGUUAUAGAAUUUUUUGUUUAAUUUGUUUUUUACUUUUUGAAUAUUGCAUGACUAAUUAAUUCAAUAUCUCCAUAUCUUUUGUAUUCACUUCUGUAUUUUAUGUUUGGUUGAGGAUGUGCUUUUGUUUUGUGGCAUUUGUAUUCAUCACUUUCAGUCCUGUAAGUUAAAAUAAAAAUUAUUUUUGAAUUACUAG